CGCACUGAAGAUUUUGGGCGGGGUUUGGCCAUAAGAAACCGUUGAAAGACAAUGCCCUUUCAAGAUUUUGUCACACCUGAUUUGCCGAUCAUACUUCAUACUCUUUGAGCUCAGUGAAAGCGUCGACCAUGGCAUCUCCUUCGUCUACUCCCCUCACAGAGUUGGCUUCGCAACUCGAUGAUGGGAGAGGGAUGGCAAGAACUAUUGCGGAUGCUAAGGACGAUAAUGAAUGUGGGGCGCUUCAUUUUGCCGCGAUGGACGGCAAUAUCGAACUGUGCAAGUACUUGUUGGAGGAGUUGAAGCUUGAAGUGAACCCGAAAGAUGUCGACGGUGACACUCCCCUUCAUCAUGCUGUUGGGUUUGCGCAUAUUGAAACAGCAAAGUAUCUAAUAGAUCAAGGUGCCGAUCCUGUUAUACCCAAUGAUAAGGGUAUGUCGGUAUUGCAUUACUCUGCUGGGUCAGGGAACAUCGAAUUGAUGAGCUUUCUACUUUCUAAAGGGGUCAACAUUGAUUGUCAAAGCUCUUUAGGCAGCCCUUUAUUUUUUUCUGCUGGCUGUGGUCAGCAAGAUGCUGUAAAAUUUCUCUUAGAGCAUCAUGCCAACCCCAAUGCAGAAAUUGCUGAUCGUUUAACUCCGCUCUUUGCAUCUGUCACUAACAGUUCGCUCGAAUGCUUAAAGCUGUUGAUUCAGUGGGGUGCCGAGGUGAAUGUUACUUUGCCUGAAGAAGGAACACUUCUGCACGUUGCUGCUUCCGGGGGGAACCUCGACGUCAUAAAUUGCUUACUAGAAGCAGGAGCUGAUCCCAAUGUCCAAAACGAGGAUGGGAUGAUACCCAUACAACUCGCAGCGAAAAGUGGCAAUCGCGCAGCCGUGGAGAUGCUUUUUCCAAAGACUGCAAAAAUCCAAACUAUUCCAUGGAGUGUGGAUGGAAUCAUGGUGCAUGUGGCUGAACAUGGUGAUAUGCAGGCGAGUGGAGAUGCAAAACAGAAAGCUGCAGAAGCAAGAUCAAGGGGAGAUGAUGCUUUUCAAAGAAAGGACUAUCAAGCAGCCGUAGGCGCUUACCAACAAGCAAUAGACUUUGAUCCAGAUGACGCCACUUUGCUUUUCAAGCGAAGUCUUUGCUGGAUUCACUUGGGACAAACUGAACUCGCUCUAGUUGCUUUUCGAAUGGGGCCCGGAGGAAUUUAA
Rhodamnia argentea is the source of this 1187-nucleotide messenger RNA. RefSeq names its product putative ankyrin repeat protein RF_0381. The record is from RefSeq and is a predicted model, not a curated record. NCBI's taxonomy places the organism in Eukaryota, Viridiplantae, Streptophyta, Magnoliopsida, Myrtales, Myrtaceae. Gene Ontology annotation, molecular function: protein binding. The transcript has 9 exons. The coding region runs from base 129 to 1187 and encodes 352 amino acids.